GUUGCUGUUUUAUUUUCGAAACAUAAAAAGUUUUAAAAUUUUGUCUGCUAAAUCAAAAGUAAAAUGUUGAAUUUGUUAAAGUUAUAUUUGCUGUUUACAGUUAUUAUAAAUGUCCACUCAUAUUCUUUGUUGGAUGAUGAAAUUCGAGACAACUUCAAAGCACAACAAAUGUUAAAAGAAAUGGCACUGACACAAAAAGAUCCCACAAAAGUUUUAAAUGAGAAAUAUGAAAACCAGUUGAGAUCAGAAUCGAAUGUUAAUUUUCAGAAUAGUUAUCGAUUACCUAAUAAUACAAUUCCACUACAUUACAACAUUCGCCUAAGUACUGAGAUUCAUCGAGCAGACUUUACAUUUGCUGGAAUUGUUAGAAUCGAUAUCAGAGUUUUAGAGGCUUCAAACACUAUAACACUUCAUGCUGGUCAAAUGUUAAUUCAAAGAAUAUUUUUAUUAAAUCCAGAUGGAAGUCAAAUUCCAUCAAGUGUCGACUAUGUUUAUGAAAGUAAUACUGAGUUCUUAAUAAUCCAUCUUGGUGAUGAAUUAGCCACGGGUCAAGAACUCACUGUGGAAAUAACUUACUUGGGAAUAUUAGGACUCUUUAUGGAUCGUGGUUUCUUCCGUUCAUAUUAUUUUGAUGAAGAGAGAAAUGAAAUGUUUUGGCUUGCAGCUACGCAAUUCCAACCGAUCUUUGCACGUCGUGCAUUUCCAUGUUACGACGAAAUAAGAUAUCGUACAACUAUCGACUUAUCAAUUUACCAUCAUCGUUCCUAUAUUGCUACAUCCAAUAUGCCCAUUGCAAUGGACAUUAUCGCUGGUGACUACAUGACAACAAUUUUUAGAACAACUCCAGUUAUUCCAACUUUCCUUCUUUCGUUUGUUGUCUCGAACUUUGGAUUUGUUGGUAAUGGAAAUGCUGUCUUACCAAUGCAUGUGUUCGCCCGUCCUGAUGCUAUUGCACAAGGACAAGCUCAAAAUGGACUUGAAUUAGGGGAAAGAAUGUUAAGAGAAAUGGAAAAUCUAUUCAAUAUCCCAUUUUCAUUUCCCAAGAGUGAUCAAAUAGCAAUGCCUGAAUUUUCUAGUGACGGUGCAAACAAUUGGGGUUUACUUUCAUAUCGUGAACCAAUUCUUCUUCAAUUGACAAAUGAUUCAUUUGAUCAACACAUUCGAGAAAUUCGGAUUGCUCACGAAUAUUCGCACAUAUUCUUCGCUAAUUUGGUAUCACCAAUUUCCUGGUCGUAUCUUUGGUUGAACGAAGGAUUUGCAACACUUUAUGAAAAUGUUCUUAAUGAUAUCGUGUUUCCCGAGAAGCGGCAGUGGGAACAAUUUCUUAUCGAUUAUCUUGAUUACGCAAUGAUGGUUGAUAUCUUUGAAUUAGUUCCUCCGCUAAACGAAUAUGUUGAAGCACCUCAAGAUGUCAUUAAUAAAUUUGAUUUCAACACAUACUUCAAAGGUGCGAUUGUUCUUAGAAUGUUUCUAGAGACUUUAACAGAAUCAACGUGGACAAAAGGCGUUUCAAACUAUUUAAAUGAUAUGCAGUUUGAUUCAGCAUCACCAGAAGAUCUUUAUGUUGGAUUGCAAAGAGCUUUUGAUGAAGACUUUCCAAAUGAUUCUCUCGAUGUUGCUGCAAUGAUGAGACCAUGGUUUGAAAUUCGUGGAUAUCCCAUAUUGAUUGUUAGUCACUCAGAUCAAGGCGUUUUACUGACACAAGAAGGUUUUCUGACGUUCCAUAGAGAAUUGUUUAACAUUCCCAUAAACUACGCUACUGCUAGCAAUCCCAAUUUCGAUGACACAACAGCAGAUUUAUGGAUGACAACAAGAAAUGUCGAGCUUUCAAGAGAAAAUGCUAGUAAAACAUGGAAUCAAGAUGAUUGGGUAAUAUUCAACCUUCGAGACACAGGAUAUUACAUAACAGGCUAUGAUGAAACGAUGUGGAGAAUGAUUACAGACGCUUUAUUAAUUGAUCACGAAGUCAUUCCUUUCUUAAAUCGUGGUACUUUGUUUGCUGAUUUGAACAGAGUUAUUUCCAAUGGAUAUAAUUUGAGCCCCGUUCCAAUGUUAGAUUUGAUGAGAUAUUUGUCAAUGGAACAGAAUCCCCAUGUUUGGAUUCGAGCGGAACCAGGAUUUUUUACUAUGGAAAUAUUUAAACGAGGCACAAUCAUUCAUUCAAUGUUCUUGAACUUCUUUCAAAACGUAAUGGCUCCUGUUUACAGACAAACAGAAAUAACUGAUAGAAAGGCAAUUGAUGUUAUCAAUUAUUGGAGUUGUUUGUCAGGUGUUGAAAGAUGUUUAGAAGAUUCAUUAAACACUUUAAUUGAUGUGAUGACUGUCGGAGCAACGGAUUUUGAAUUUACUUUCCGUUGCAAUGGAUUCAUGUCAGCAAACGUAACAGUUUGGAUGCACUUUUAUAACGAAGUUCUCUUACAAAAUGAGGUUGAACGAAUCAAUGAUAUGUUUGAUCUUUUGUGCAGUCAAGAUAGACAAUUAUUAGGAUUCCUUUUAAAUCAAAUCAUUGACAUAACGAGUAAUUUACGAUUCCCUGAAAGACAAGUUUUACUCGAAAGGUUUGCUGGAGAGCAUGAAGUAUCGUAUAACAUGACAAUUGAUUUUAUUUUAACAAACUAUGAAGAAAUGAAUGCGCUAGGCUUCAACUUGGUCAGCAUAAUAAGACAGCUUUCUAUAUUCACAAAUACACAAGAACAAGCUGAAAGAAUCUUUGAUCUCGUUCGAUUCUUACCAGAAGAUUCUGUGUUUGAUGUUGAAUACUUCAGAGGAUACAUGCAACGAAACUUUGAAUUCCAAGAAAGAAAUUUUGAUCGCUUGUUAUCCUGGUUUGAAAACUUCCAAGGACGAUAAUAAUUUUAAAUACUUAUUUGUGACACUUUUCAACUUUUAAUAAAUUUAAAAAACCGAUAAUCCAAAAAU
Molecule: messenger RNA, 2919 nt
Organism: Clunio marinus
Lineage: Eukaryota; Metazoa; Arthropoda; Insecta; Diptera; Chironomidae
Source: the annotation of a GenBank genome assembly